Molecule: messenger RNA, 873 nt
Organism: Aspergillus clavatus NRRL 1
Lineage: Eukaryota; Fungi; Ascomycota; Eurotiomycetes; Eurotiales; Aspergillaceae
Product: flavin adenine dinucleotide pyrophosphatase
Exons: 3
Coding region: 1-873 (290 amino acids)
Source: RefSeq, a predicted model, not a curated record
AUGACAUCAUCCGCGCUGGCCAACCAGUCCAAGACCAUCCAUACGGCGGCAUGUCUGAUCAUUGGCGAUGAAGUUCUCGGUGGAAAGACCAUUGACACAAACUCGGCUUUUUUUGCCAAGUACUGCUUCUCGCUCGGUAUCCAGCUGAAGCGGGUGGAAGUCAUUGCGGACGAUGAGGGCGAGAUCACGGAAGCCGUGAGACGGAUGAGCAACAACUAUGACUUCGUAGUGACCAGUGGAGGCAUUGGACCAACCCACGAUGACAUUACCUACGAAUCGAUAGCCAAAGCCUUCGACCUGAAGCUGAAACUCCACGCCGCCGCCUUCGAGCGCAUGAAGCGACUCUCCAAGCCUCACCCCAUGCAGCCUCACUUCGACUGGGACACCCCGUCGCCGGGCCUAACCGCCAAGCUGCGCAUGGUCUACCUCCCUCACGACGAGAGCCUGCCCGAAGAAACACAAGCCAUCUUCGUCGCAGAGGACAUGUGGGUCCCCAUCUCCGUCGUCAACGGCAACGUGCACAUCCUCCCCGGCGUGCCCCGGCUCUUCGAGCGGCUGCUCCAGCACCUCAAGCCCACCCUGCUGCCGCGCCUGGUCAACCCGGAGGGCAAGGGCAUCUACCGCUACCUGUUCAGCACCCCGCUUCCGGAGAGCGCCGUUGCGCCGUACCUGACCGACCUGGCGUCCCGCGCGACGGUGCACGGCGUCAAGGUGGGCAGUUAUCCGCGCUGGGGCAAGAAGCGGAACACCGUCACCCUUGUCGGGACGGACAAGGCGUUCAUGGACUCCGUGAUUGCGGAGGUGGAGGAGAAUGUCAAGGGGAAGAAGGUGACGCGCGAGGAUGAGCUGGAUCCUGCUGAAGGUGAGGAGUAA